Molecule: messenger RNA, 2506 nt
Organism: Radiomyces spectabilis
Lineage: Eukaryota; Fungi; Mucoromycota; Mucoromycetes; Mucorales; Radiomycetaceae
Product: WD40-repeat-containing domain protein
Exons: 7
Coding region: 387-2288 (633 amino acids)
Molecular function (GO): protein binding
Source: RefSeq, a predicted model, not a curated record
CUAGUAUCUCUUUUCCUCUACUCAUCUUUAUAUACCUGCUUUUAUUAACUUCCCAGUUAACUUGAACGCCUAUCUCUAUAUUUUACGUUUGACUGUUCUAUUACAUCACAGGCAAUGACAAUGAAUGAAACUACUGCAGCAACGCCUCUGCAACAAGACGCUCUCCGGCAGAGCAACACACAAACUUCUGCAGCUCGUACGUAAGAUUCCAAUUGCACAGUUGCCUGAAUAUCUUUGCCUCUCUUUCUCUCUCUUUCUCUCUGUCCCGAGCAAUCGACUAAUGAAUGAUAUUAUACGAAUAACCGUACCAUUGGAAAAUUGGUCAUUUUAUUUUUCCGUUUUUAUCUUUCUUUAUAGGCCAUGAGCCUUCUACGGCCGAUCUGUCGAUGAACGAAGCCGUGAAUCAUGCCUCAAACGAAGAUGCAAAAGUGGGUCAUGAUGAUGAAAUGUCACAUCCAGGCAAUGACGACACGAUCACCCAAGUGAAAGGGUUUCUUCAACGGUUGGGACUCGGUCCGUUGCUGAAAUCCGAAGAACAGCGAAAGACGGAAAAAGAACAGCAUCGUAAGGAUGUUAUCGAUGCGUCGUCCGUCCGCAGUGUUAGUUCGGCGACUUCCGGUAGCAGUGGAGAUUCGUGGAGUAGUGAGUCAAGUAAUGCCGAACCGGUCGCAUUCACUUCGUCGUCGGAACUCGGCCUCAAGUAUCCGACCAACACCCCGAUUCACAAUGUCCCGUAUGUCAAGAUGAAGUCUCACAAUAAAAAGAACCGCGCUGGUCUUUCCCGUCUCGUCCAGGUUCAAACAUUAUCGACGGAAACGGAAACAGGCGAAAGUGAUCACGGAGCGAUUUGGUCCAUUGAAUUUAGCAAAGAUGGAAAAUACAUGGCGGCCGGAGGUCAAUCGCGCGAAGUGUUGGUGUGGCAAGUACGCAAUGCCGACAAUCAUGACGACAAAGAUGCUCCCGACGUAGAAGAUUCCAUGGACGUCAUUAAUGAAAUGCCCAUUGCCCGAUACAAAGGUCACACAGCCGACAUUCUCGAUCUCAGCUGGUCCAAAAAUAACUUUUUAUUGUCAAGCUCAAUGGAUAAAACAGUUCGAUUGUGGCAUGUUUCCAGAAAGGAAUGUUUAUGCGUUUUCCGUCAUUUGGAUUUCGUUCCCUCAAUCGAAUUUCACCCCAAGGAUGAUCGUUACUUCCUUUCUGGAUCGCUCGAUGGCAAGAUCCGUGUGUGGAGUAUUCCUGAAAAAAAGGUGGUGUUCUGGAACGAGUUACCCAAAGAAGAUAUGGUGACUGCCGUCGGGUUCACAUGGGAUGGCAAGAUGGUUUGCGCGGGUACCAAUAUUGGCAAUGUUUUCUUUUAUGAUACACACGAGCUGAAGUAUCACACCCAAAUCGCAGUCAAAGAAUCUAGUGUCAUUGGCUCAAGAAAAGGACGAAAAAUCACCGGCAUUCGCGCCAUGCCCGGCAUGCUUCCCGAUGAAGAAAAGAUCCUUGUCACCAGCAACGACUCUCGAGUGCGUCUCUAUAAUAUGAAAGACAAGAGUCUCAUGUUCAAAUUCAAAGGCCCGGUAUGCCAGUCCAUGCAAAUCCAUGCCAACUUUAGUGAUGACGGACAAUACAUUAUCUGCGGAUCCGAAGAUGGCGGUGUUUAUUUGUGGACGUCAGAACAAGUGAAUUUCUCGCCAUUUCAUCAGUUGCGAGAUAGUCGAAUCAAAGCGGCGGCGGCUUUGGGCAACUAUGGGGAACAAUUGGUCAAGACAGCGAUGCAAAGUACGACCGCGGAGGGACAGCCGACGCGUUUGUCGGUAUGGUUGAAGCGUGGUAGUGAUCGAUUGACGAAUCAUAACGAACACUUUGACGCUCACGACGAAGCGGUCACGGUGGCCACGUUUGCUCCUACGAAAACGCGACAAAUCCUUGCACGAUCGGGUCGUGAUAUCAUCUACAAGCAUACACCGGUUUACGUCCGUGUGGCACAGGAUGUCACGACCAAAGUGGAUGAACACAACUAUGUACACCAGCAGGAUUCACUCGAUAACUAUGUGGAAGCCGACGAAGAAACGCGUAGAAAAUACACCUAUCCUGACGGCCACAUUCUCGUUUCAGCCGACUAUCGCGGCACUAUCAAGAUUUGGCGCAUGGAUUCCGGUAUCUACGAAACCACUGUGGCCCCUGCAAAUGAUACAGUGAUUACUGCGGUGCCUGUCGCGGUGAGCACGCACUCACUGAAAUCCAAAGAUUCGGAUUCGAAAACUCGAUUGAGCGGUUUGUUCUCUUCCUUCCAUCAUUGAAAAAAAUCCCCUCGGUUUACUCUUUAGUUCUAUUGUUUAUUCUUGUACAGUUCAUGCUUUAAUGAUUUUAUGAAAAAUGUAGCUCUCUCCUUAUCCUUUAUAUACUUUCGUUGCAAAUAGUUGCUUGUCAAAUAAAUAUCUGUAUAACACAUUGUUUCCCAAUAUACUCGGCCAUCUAUUCGACGAGUCAAUGUGAAAAAAUGGUCGCCAACGGCAUG